This is a messenger RNA of Sabethes cyaneus, 1827 nucleotides long. RefSeq lists its product as uncharacterized. The record is from RefSeq and is a predicted model, not a curated record. Bases 1 to 1827 code for a protein of 608 amino acids. NCBI's taxonomy places the organism in Eukaryota, Metazoa, Arthropoda, Insecta, Diptera, Culicidae. The transcript has a single exon.
AUGCAUUUUUCUGCAGAUUGCCCAUUUGGGGAACAUCAGUGUCGCGAGUGCAAGAAAAAAGGUCAUAAAGAAGGGUAUUGUGUCUGUUUUUCGUCCGGCAACAACAGUGGCAGUAGCAAGAAGAAGUACGAUGGAAAGAACAAAGAUGUGAAGAUAGUGUCAGUGAAGAACAUCAGUCAGCAGAGGAAGUUUUCCAAAAUCGAAAUCAACAAGAUUACAGUUCGGUUGCAGAUCGACUCAGCGUCGGGUAUUACGAUCAUUUCCAACGAAUGUUGGCGGCAAUUCGUAAACAUCGGCGGCAAAUCGAAGAGAUGCUUGUGUCGUGUAGCUUCACCGAACCUCGAUCUGAACAUUCUGGGAUCCGACUGGCUUGAGCUUUUCGAAUUAUGGGACGUUCCUAUCAGUUCGUUCUGUAACAAAGUCACCAACCAACAGCCCUGUACGGAUAAUUUUCUGCGAGCCCGGUUUCCGAAAGCUUUCUCAAGUGAAAUGGGACUCUGCACGAAGACAAAAGUUCGACUGACGCUGAAGGCAGAUCCCAAACCAGUCUACCGUGCAAAGCGUCCAGUUGCAUACAGUGUUCAAGGUGCGGUAGAAGACGAACUUCAACGAUUGCAAGCAUUAGGAAUCCUCCAACCAGUCGAUCACUCUGAUUGGGCAGCACCGAUCGUCGUUGUGCGGAAACCGAACGGUAGAGUCCGCAUAUGUGCCGAUUUUUCGACGGGUCUCAACGAUGUGUUGGAGUCGAACCAGUGUCCGCUUCCACUACCAGAAUACAUCUUUGCCAAGAUGGCCGGAUGUAAGGUCUUCAGUCAUAUUGGCCUAUCCGAUGCCGAUCUCCAAGUGGAAGUGGACCCCCGGGAUCAACCUCUCCUGACAGUUAACACCCACAAGGGUCUAUUCCGCUAUACUCGUCUCACGCCUGGAAUCAAGUCAGCUCCGGGUGCUUUCCAGCAGAUCAUGGAUGCAGUGGUGAGUGGCAUCGGAAGAACCUGUGGUUAUUUGGAUGAUGUGCUAGUGGGAGGACGUACGAAACAAGAACAUGAUCUGAAUCUGAAACAUAUGCUUCAACGUCUGGAAGAAUACGGACUUACAGUUCGAAUUGAAAAGUGCAGGUUCAACACGGAAGCAGUGGAAUAUUUAGGGCAAAUCUUGGAUGGCGAUGGCUUCAGACCCGAUCCGGGAAAAACUUCAACUAUCGCUACCAUGCCGCCGCCUCAAGAUGUUCCGUCACUCCGUUCACAUCUUGGUGCCUUGAAUUAUUACGCAAAGUACAUUCCGGAAAUGCGAAAGUUUCGGUUCCCGAUGGAUCAACUCAUGAAAUCUGGCGCAAAGUGGAUUUGGCCGGAUACAUGUCAGCGAUCAUUCAACCGAUUCCGUGACAUUCUGCAGCCACCGUUAGCACUCACGCACUACAAUCUAACCAUGGAACUCAUAGUGUCAGCGGAUGCGUCAAACUACGGAAUCGGAACGCGAAUUGCCCAUAAGCUGCCAGACGGAUCAGUGAAGCCGAUAUCGUAUGCGCCAAGAAGCCUUACACCAACUGAGUCCAACUAUAGUCAAAUCGAGAAGGAAGGGUUGGCGUUGAUCUUUGCAGUAACACGGUUCCAUCGGAUGUUCUUCGGACGAUAUUUCGUUUUGGAAACAGACCACAAGCCACUGCUAGCUAUCUUUGGUUCGAAAAAGGGCAUCCCAUCGAUCGAGCUGGAAGAAACCAUGGAACACAUCGUCAAGCAGUCAGUGAAAGUUCUCCCAGUUACGUUCAAGAUGAUUCAAACUGAAACAAAGUCGGAUGCAGUUCUGAAACAGGCGAAGCAGUUCGUCUAA